This is a messenger RNA of Nylanderia fulva, 686 nucleotides long. Its product is annotated as small ribosomal subunit protein eS19-like. Gene Ontology annotation, molecular function: RNA binding; structural constituent of ribosome. Lineage: Eukaryota; Metazoa; Arthropoda; Insecta; Hymenoptera; Formicidae. Gene Ontology annotation, cellular component: cytosolic small ribosomal subunit; ribosome. The record is from RefSeq and is a predicted model, not a curated record. Gene Ontology annotation, biological process: translation; ribosomal small subunit assembly.
CGCGUUUCUCUUUUCCACGUAAAAGUGGUGUUCGUUGAUGCUGCAGAGCGAUACGAAUUAAAAAACAUCGUAUUUAUUAAAAAAAGUACGAAAAUUUAUAUAAAAAUAUGCCGUCUGUAACGUUAAAAGACGUGGACCAGCAAAAAUUCGUGAAGGCCUUCGCAGCCUUCCUCAAAAAAACUGGCAAAAUGCGUGUACCAGAAUGGGUGGACAUUGUGAAAACAGCAAAAUUCAAGGAGUUAGCUCCUUACGAUCCAGAUUGGUAUUAUAUCAGAUGCGCAGCUUUGGUACGUCACAUUUAUAUUCGCAGCCCGAUCGGUGUCGGCGCUGUCACCAAGAUUUUUGGCGGACGCAAACGCAAUGGCACUCACCCCAGCCACUUCUGUCGAUCAGCUGGUGGUGUUGCGCGUAAGGCGCUCCAAAGCUUGGAACAGUUGAAGCUGAUUGAAAAAGCACCUGUUGGUGGACGUAAAUUGACUAGCCAAGGACGCAGGGAUUUGGAUCGUAUCGCUGCACAAGUUAAGGCUAAAAGCAAAAAGCAACUUAAACUUCAAGAGACAAUCACAAUUUAAAUAUUCUUAUUUUGUUUCUGUAACAAAAAAUUGAAAAAAAACAUGUAAAUAUCUAAAACUCUGUCUUUUGGAAUAUUUUUCAAAUACACGAUUGCGUGAAACUAUUUAACAAAA